This is a messenger RNA of Saccharomycopsis crataegensis, 1761 nucleotides long. It is a transcript of the gene SPO7, whose product is annotated as Nem1-Spo7 phosphatase regulatory subunit SPO7. NCBI's taxonomy places the organism in Eukaryota, Fungi, Ascomycota, Saccharomycetes, Ascoideales, Saccharomycopsidaceae. The record is from RefSeq and is a predicted model, not a curated record. Gene Ontology annotation, cellular component: Nem1-Spo7 phosphatase complex; membrane. Gene Ontology annotation, biological process: nuclear envelope organization. The transcript has a single exon. Gene Ontology annotation, molecular function: phosphoprotein phosphatase activity; protein phosphatase regulator activity. The coding region runs from base 1 to 1761 and encodes 586 amino acids.
AUGAACCUCCAGCCGCCCAUAAAUUUGGGCAAUGAUGAUGAUGAUGAUGAUAAUGGGUUUCCUCAAAAAUCCUCGAAUUUCCAUAACGCCAACGAUCCUUCGUCAUCUCCGUCAUCUUACUGCUCAAGCAACUCGUUCGCCAACCCUGAUCCCCGCCCAACAUCUGCCGUUGAUGAUUUCAUCCACGAUGACCUUCAUGGUUGGAGCCCGGUAUCAUCGAGCGAUGGGUUCGAUACCACCACAAUGGCCACGCCAAAGCGGGAAACAAGCUUCGUCAAUAAUGACAAUUCUCCAUUACAUAUCCAGCUGAAGUCGAAGAAAUUGGUGGCGAGCAAAAGAUCGAGUCGACUGAGAAGCGUUGAUUUGGAAACCGGCUCGACCAAUUCCGAUUCCAAUGUACGGUCCACCAGCAUCACCGCGACAAAGAAGAGGAAAUCAAGGUUCAGUUCUAAGCAAUUCAAAAUAUUCAGAAACUUGUUGCUAUUGGAACAGAAUUUGCGAAUGCAAUAUGCCGAGCAGCAGUCAUUGCGAACCAAGUUUUUAUUAUUCUAUUUCACGAUGAUUGUAUCCAGUAUGAUGAUUUUCCUUAAAUUGUAUUUUACUUCUUCUUCCUCAACAACGUCUAAUAACGAAAGUGAAAUCAUUGCGUUUGAAGAUAAAAACUCCCUGUGGAAUUUGUUUUUGAAGUUCUUUUUAGUGUUCCAGGUCAUCACUUUGACGCUAUUUCAUAUUAGUGGUGAAUAUAAACGAACGAUCGUCAUGCCAAGACGGUUCUUAUAUUUGACCAACAAAUCACUAAGGCAGUUGAAUUUGCGGUUGAUCAGAUUACCUAAAUCAUUGAUUGACCAAUUCUUGGAUAUUUGCAAGUUUUUCUUGAAAGUCAUUGUGUGGUUAUCUAUCCUGUUCAUUGAGGAUUUCAUGCCAUUGAAGAAAGUGUUAAUAAACCGGAAUCUUUGCUACGUGAGGGAUUUUUUGCAAUUCCUUAAGAUUUUGAAACUUCGAUUAGUAUUGAUCCACUUGAGCUCUAAUUACGACCAAAUCAAUUUGAACAGUACGUUUAAUAUCAAAUUGAGUCUCAACUCCAGAGUGUUCACGCCAAACAUUCGCGAAAGCUGGGAAUUGUUUAGAAAUGAGUUUUGGUUGAGAGAGUUCAAUAGAAGAACCAAAUUGAUCUAUUCGAUCAACUAUGAUACCGAUAUCGUGGCGAUCGAAGAAAUGGUUCUUAGAAACGAAGUAGUUAAUAAGAAAACUGGGAAUUCUGUGUCUAAAAUCGGUACCCCUCGCCUCGGAUCACAUUCGAUGUCGCCUACGAGAACCCCUAGAUCAAAAUCAAAGAAAUUACACAUGAGUGCUUCUCCAGGCUUGAACUCACUACCAACCCCACGGUCCCAGACUUAUACUCCUUUGACCACACAAAUGCUCAAGUCUUUUGAAGCACAACAACAACAACCAGAGCCAAAUGAUUCUAAAGUCACCACUUCUCCUGUUUUGUCGUCAAAUUCCGCGAUCAUGAACAAAACCGAAUUACUUAAAAAAGAUCGUGAUGACCGUAGGGUUAGAAGAAAGUCUCAGAUCAAUUUGUCGAUUCCCGAAUUGAAUUUAUCUAAACCAAUAGACUAUGAUUCAUCCGAGGUACUUGACGAAUUUAUUCAAGAUGAUGAAGAGAGAAUGAACACUUUUGAUGGUGAGGAUAUCAACCGUUUACAAGAGAAGCUUCAGAAGAGAACACCUAGUUCGGCAAAUAGAAGGAGAUAUUCGUGA